GCGACACCGAUAAUCAAGAUGUGAUUACUACAUAAAUGCCUCCUUGGAUCGUUUUUUAUGCUUAUUUUCCAUGAAGCAUCUCAUUCAAUUCAUUCCAUCUUUUCUCCGAAAAAUGGCAGACCCUGCUGCCAGCCAGAAGCCUGAAUUCCAGGUGCCAACCUACACCAUCAGCUAUGCUUCCGAUGGCACACUUCAAUUCGAUCCACCGCAAGGCUCCGGAGAGCUCGCGAUUGCUCUAAGUAUCCAUUUUCCAUUGCAGAAAACCCUCGAGGAGAAGCUACGAGCAGCACAACUCUCUUUCCUGCGCAGCCAGCAGCUGCAAAUGCCUGCAGCAUCGCAAGAGAUUCUCACCGCAGGCCCAACUGCAACAUUAAUUCAGCCUCAAACUCAAGGAGAGACCUCAGCUACUCGGGUCGAACAAGUUCCGCAAGAUGACGCACAAUUUCACCAGUUUGACUCGACCACGCAAGAAUCCACAACAUCUUCGCAACCAGCCAAUCAGUCCAACUCGAAAAAGCGACCUAGAAAGUCGCGCGCCAAAGCGGCAACACAAGCGAAAAGCUCAUUCUCGCAGAAUCAGCAUGUUUGGGAUCUCAAUUCAGGAGAAACGACACAGAAGAGGACCAGAAGAACCCUCGCAGCAGAGGAAGCGAUACAGGUUGCCGCGAAUCGAGGAAAUAUCUGUGACCAUCACAGGGCGACUAGAACGAAGUGUGACCCGACGAAGUGUCCUGACAACAAAAUCUUCCGGCAAAGCAUGCUUCCACCUCCUUCGCCGCCUUCUGAUGCUUCUAUUCCGAGCUUUUUGAGUAGUUCAAGCAGCUGUCACCGGAAAGAAUGCGCAGCUGCAGGAACCCCUUCGCACCCCCCUGAUCUUGACCACCUGGCUCCUGGUAUAAGACUAGUUGCCAACCAAAACGCUGGCCCUGUGACCACGGUUAACAGACCGGAAGACGCUCGUUGGAGGGAUAACUUGGGAGCGGUCGAUGCAUCUAUCUUUCUCACGGUCUUUGAAGCUUCACCUCCUGGGUAUAGCCUCGAUUCCAGCUCAUAUCAAUCCUUUCCACAUAUCCCUUCGCCUUCUAAGUACAACCUCGAUUCCGGCUCAUAUGAAUCCUUUCCACCCCCGCCUCCGCAACCUCGGCGUUACAAUCUGGAGAUAAAGGCUGAUGGAGAUAAGAAGAAGCAGAAAGAGGAACCAGCAGCAGCUUAUCCUGGCGGCAUGCCUGAAGAUGAUAAUGGUGGAGAUGAUAAUGGUGGAGAUGGUGGUGGUGGAGGAGGAUUCAGCGGCAAGCACCACGGUGGAAAAGACAGCGAAGAAAACGGGGACGGUGGUGCUUCUGGAGGAACAACUGGAAGUGGAAGCAACGGGUCGUCCUGGAACGACCCAUUUUUUGGUUUCAGUGGGGAAAAUGGAUGGUAUUCCUCAAUGGUUGCAGUCUUCAUGCUGGUAUGGCUUGCAAUGCCUAACGGCAUGCGGACUUCCUUAGCGAGAUUACAGUCUUUGGUCAUGGAGACUCCCUCUUCGCUGGCUAUUGCUCCUUUGCAAGAGGACGCACAUCUUGCGGUGCACGAUGGACCUGCGGGUAUACCACCUCAGGUACCCAAAGGCUGCGUCAUCGGCACAUCUUCAUCAGCAGCCUCCAUUUUACUGGACGCCAUCUCUAACUGGUCUUACUUUUGUCUACUAAGUUCAGCUAUACUUUGACGACAGUGAAUCAACGACAGAACUAUUUGGCAUAGGGGUCGUUUCUACCUCGCACUUUCUUUACUGUUGGUACUGCUACGGCUUUCUAAAGUUGGUAAUUAUAGUAGGAAUCUGCAAUUGGAACUUUGAAGGCCCAGGUCCCUUCACAUAUCUUAGCAUAUCGUUCAUAUACAUGGUCAGCACUUUCAAGCUUUCUGGAACUGCGGCAAGGCCAGAUGUUAGGUGAUCCCAUUUGUCCAACAGCCGUUUGACCUUCUCUGUAUCUCCAUCCGCCGCAGCCCGUGCAAGG
Molecule: messenger RNA, 1997 nt
Organism: Hyaloscypha bicolor E
Lineage: Eukaryota; Fungi; Ascomycota; Leotiomycetes; Helotiales; Hyaloscyphaceae
Exons: 2
Coding region: 71-1708 (545 amino acids)
Source: RefSeq, a predicted model, not a curated record